This is a messenger RNA of Diaporthe amygdali, 450 nucleotides long. RefSeq lists its product as uncharacterized. Bases 1 to 450 code for a protein of 149 amino acids. The record is from RefSeq and is a predicted model, not a curated record. NCBI's taxonomy places the organism in Eukaryota, Fungi, Ascomycota, Sordariomycetes, Diaporthales, Diaporthaceae. The transcript is spliced from 2 exons.
AUGUCAUCAGUAACCGAAACACAAGCUGCAACUUUAAACAAGUUUAUUAAAGGCUGGGCUGAAUGGACGCCAGAAUCAAUGCUCGAGACUUGGUCCCAGGACUGCACCCAGAAAAACCUGCCAUUCAGCUCCAAUGUGCCAAUCAAGUCCCGCGCAGACGCAGAGAAACUUUUCCCUAUCCUCAUGUCUUUCAUGACAGAUUUCGAGCUUAAGGUCCAUAAUAUUGUGCACGAUCCCGCCCAGCGCAAAGCUGCGAUUUAUGCCCUCACUACCGCAAACACUCCAGCGGGACCAUAUAGCAAUGAACAUGCCAUGUUUGUAUGGUUUGAUGAGAGUGGCGAGAAGAUUAACAAACUAGAGGAAAUGUUUGACUCGGUCGUCAUGAGGGACAUUCUGCCCAAACUUGAGCAAUACAAGGCCGAAAAGCAGGCGAAGGCAGCAUCACAUUAG